AUGUCGCCGCGCCUGCUCGGGGUGGUGGGCUGCGGCUCGGCGGCAGUGCUGGGACUGCUGACGGUGGCCGUCUUCGUCCUGGUCCUGAUUCCGGCAAAGGAUGCUGUUCUUGCUACCAGGAUCAAAUACAGUCUGGUGUUUGAUGCUGGCUCCACACACACGUCCCUCUACAUCUACCAGUGGCCUGCGCACAAGGAGAACGGCACCGGCAUCGUCUCCCAGGUGGAGGCCUGCUCUGUGUCCGGACCCGGCAUCUCCAGCUAUGCAGACGACCCCGCGGGGGCUGGCACCAGCCUGAAGCCUUGCCUGGACAAGGCAAUGAAGAUCAUCCCGGCCGAGCAGCAGCGGGAGACCCCCACGUACCUGGGGGCCACGGCCGGCAUGCGGCUGCUGAGGGAGGAGAACAGCACCAAGGCCGAGCAGGUCUUUGCCGAGGUGUCCAAGGCCAUCGGGGAGUACCCUGUGGAUUUCCGCGGAGCUCGGAUCCUGACGGGGAGCGAGGAGGGCUCCUUUGGCUGGAUCACUGUCAACUACCUGCUGCAGACGCUGGUCAAGUUCUCGUUUGCAGAGAAAUGGGAACAUCCCCAGGACACCGAGGUUCUGGGAGCUCUGGACCUUGGCGGUGCCUCGACGCAGAUCACCUUCCAGCCCGGGGUCCCUGUGGAGGACAAGAACACGUCCGUGUUCUUCCGGCUGUACGGCACCAACUACUCCCUGUACAGCCACAGCUACCUGUGCUACGGGCAGAGCCAGGCCCUGAAGAUGCUUCUGGCAGCUCUGCACCAGGCCAGCUCGAGUGCUCAGAUCUCCCACCCCUGCUACCCCCGGGGGUACCAGGAGAACCUCACCGUGGCAGAGCUCUACAACAGCCCCUGUGUGCAUGCGCCAAGCUCAGCCAGCCCUGGCCAUGUCCUCAGGGUGAUGGGGACAGGGAACCCAGCCGAGUGUGGCACGGCCGUGCAGAGACUCUUCAACUUCAGCUGUGGGGCGCAGUGGCCGUGCGGGUUCAAUGGGGUGUACCAGCCCCCUGUGCGGGGACAGUUCUUUGCCUUCUCGGGGUUUUAUCACAUCCUUCAUUUUCUGAACCUGACAGGAGGCCAGUCCUCGAGCUUGAUUAAUGCCACCAUCUGGCAGAUCUGCAACAGCAGCUGGGAACAGGUGCAGGAGUUGUUCCCCAGAGCGAGCAGGACCCAGCUCUGUGACACCUGUACAACCAGCUCCUUCACCCUCACCCUUCUCCUGCAAGGCUACAAAUUCAACUACACAACAUGGCCUAACAUCCACUUUGUCUGGCAGGUUGCUAAUGUAGAUGUGGGCUGGACUCUGGGCUGCAUGCUCAAUCUCACCAACAUAAUCCCCUCAGAGCCUCUCACAGCAGUCAUAGAGCUCCCAAGAAGCAUCUGGAUAGCAGCCACAGUUCUGCUGGCCAUCAUGCUCAUCCUCACCUUGUGCCUGCUCACAGCCAUGUGCUAUCAGAGAAGCUCCUCAGGCUAUGAACAGCUGUAG
Messenger RNA from Cinclus cinclus, 1506 nucleotides. RefSeq names its product ectonucleoside triphosphate diphosphohydrolase 8-like. Gene Ontology annotation, cellular component: plasma membrane. The coding region runs from base 1 to 1506 and encodes 501 amino acids. Gene Ontology annotation, molecular function: GDP phosphatase activity; UDP phosphatase activity. Gene Ontology annotation, biological process: nucleoside diphosphate catabolic process. The transcript is spliced from 9 exons. The record is from RefSeq and is a predicted model, not a curated record. Lineage: Eukaryota; Metazoa; Chordata; Aves; Passeriformes; Cinclidae.